AUGCUGCCUCCUACCGGUGUUCCCAUUACGAUCGACGACCCUACCAGCAAUGUCCAACUCGGCCAAUUGUCAACCAACGUACACGAUGGCGUGGAAAAGCUUGUGUCAGCUCUUGAUGCAAGGGCAUUGUGGCUCUUGAAUUCCAACCAACUGAAUGCUGCCUUGAAUGACGCGAACGCCAUGAUCAGUAUUGCACCUUGGUCACCUCUCGGCUACCUGCAUGCUGGAAAUAUCCAUGUUACUGAGAAACGAUACGAGUCGGCUGUUGCUGUCUAUGACGAAGGAUUACGACACGUUGCAACCAAUGAUCCAAGAUACCGUGAACUCAUCAGGGCAAGAGCUAUUGCAAACAAUAGCAUCAACAGAUGUAUCGACUUUGUAAGCAAGUUACCUUUGGACGUGGUGGUUUGCAACAUUGUACCAAGGCUAAUCCAGGGCCAAACAUCUAUCAGGAUUGGAGAACAACAUGCGUAUUUGAACGUGUGUCGCACAUGGCGAAAGAGAAUCGCAAUGGCUGAGGACUUGACUUUUACCGUUGGACCUACGCCAUUAACACCGAGAGGGACUCAUCAAUUGCUGGAUAUGGCUCCUGCUAUCAAAUCGCUCGUUGUCAUGCAGCAACUUCGCGACGUGGUGACUACGCUUACGGAAGGUUUCAGAUUUCACUCAUUAAAGAAAUUGAGUCUUCAUGUUACUUCUAUACGACUCGCUAACGAGGUAUUGCUGUCUCUAUUAUCAUUGAACCGAGCAUUGACCCACCUUCACGUUGGCACCGCAAUGGGAAGAAGCGCCAAAUACCGGCUAUGCGAUAUCAUGAAUGUGUGUCCGAAUUUGAUGGCUAUCUCCUUCCCAUUGUGGGAUAUGGAUAUGGAUGGGGCAUCUUUGGUAUACCCGAGCAUCAUCAAGUUGACCACCAACUUAUACAUGGCAAAGGAUACCCUCUCACCGAUUCUUCGACACUUUCCUAAUUUGAAGUACCUUCGACUUGGCUAUGUAUCGAAUUCAGCAAUGCUAUCAGUCAUUCAACAGUAUUGUCCACUUUUACAACAGCUCUUUGUUUCCGCUCAAUAUCAGCUCUGCGUACAGCCUCGAUCCGAGAUUGAAAAAAGACGUCAGGUAUUCUCAGAAAAUGACCUGGUGCGAUUGAUCAUGCAACAUGCUGAAACGCUGGAGACCAUUACAAUGGAAAGCAAGUAUGCAUUAGAAGCACCAAGCAUGAUACUUAGAUCGACAACCACUCGGCAAGUGACAUUCAAACGUUUGCGUGAAAUACGUUACCCUUUCAACAGCCGCAAGAACCUUCUUUCCUUUCUGAUAUGGAUCAUACGCAAUGCACCUCAUCUGGAGUCAAUUAAAACGGUUUAUGGUACUUGGCAAGCGUGUGUGAUGCGGGAACUGUUGCGCCCUAGACGGCAACAUCGUCAUCUCAAGAGGAUUGGAUUACGUGCGGAUGACACAGAUCAAGUGAAUGAAGAGCAAUUCAUCCAGCAUCAUAUCCAAUUGGAUCAACAAUCAAGCUUGAAAGAAAUUACUCUCACAUUGGACCUUGAACAACUCUCGUCAAGUUCAUGGCUUCAUUUGAUUCCUCGAUUGACACGAUUGACGCAUCUUGAAAUACGCUGUGACGACUCGCACGUGCUGGAUCAUGUGGUAUCACCUUUUAUCGCCGAGGUCGCUUCGAAAUGCCUAGCUCUGGAACGAUUUACGUUGUCCUCGCCAACACUACCCAUUGCAUACGAUGAUGUCAUUGGAAUUUGCUCUCAUAGCAAUCUCAAAGCUCUCGUUAUAGACGCCGAGAAACUGGAUGGUGAUGCACACUCGUUUGUUCGCGACUGCCAACACAUUCAAUCAUUGCAUCUAAAGCUUGACACGUUUAAUAAGGAAGACAUUGACACGUUGAGGAUGGGAUCAUUCAAGUUGCUCUGCACCCAGAGGCGGUAG
Lichtheimia ornata is the source of this 1941-nucleotide messenger RNA. RefSeq lists its product as uncharacterized. The transcript is spliced from 3 exons. The record is from RefSeq and is a predicted model, not a curated record. Gene Ontology annotation, molecular function: protein binding. Lineage: Eukaryota; Fungi; Mucoromycota; Mucoromycetes; Mucorales; Lichtheimiaceae. The coding region runs from base 1 to 1941 and encodes 646 amino acids.